AAAAAAGAUGGCCAUAUUAUUUUCAUUUGUGUGUGUAUCCAUAUAAAUAUACAAUCAAACCAGGUGUUAGAAAUAAGCCUACAAAGAUAAUAAGUGGUUAGUUAGCCUUUAGACUUUUUGGUGCUUAGAAUCUUCCAAACCAAAACCUUGCCACCAACUUCUAUCCUCCUCUUUGUUUUUCAAAUCAUUUGGUUGGUUCACCCCUAAACUUGACCAGAUUAAUCCCUCAUAUGAACUGGUUCAUACCUACUUAUACUCAUAAUCAACACCAACAUUGCCAACACAUUCAUUCAUAUCUUUCUGUAAAUGGCUCCAAGAAAAGCCAACGCAUGGAGAACAAUUUUAUUUGGGUGUUUCACAAACAAGGCCCCAACUUUUGAUCCUCAGACUCUUGUUUCUAAAUCUGGUUUGUCACAGAGGUUAUCAAUAUCUGAUGUUGAUUCAUCCUUAUCGCAAAUAAACGCUCUUUCAAAUUCUAUUGUUGGGUGGGACCUUCAUGAAUUCACUUUGGAUCAACUUACUAGGAUCACACAUGACUUUGCCUCUAGCAAUUUCCUAGGAGAAGGCGGGUUCGGUCCGGUUCAUAAAGGGUUCAUAGAUGAUAAGAUGAGGCCAGGGUUAGAGGCUCAACCAGUUGCAGUCAAGCUUUUGGAUUUGGAUGGUAGUCAAGGUCACAAUGAAUGGCUGGCUGAAGUGACCUUUUUGGGGCAAUUGAGGCAUCCUCACCUUGUGAAGUUGAUUGGUUAUUGUUGUGAAGACAGAAACAGGCUUCUUGUUUAUGAAUACAUGGCAAGGGGCAAUUUGGAGAGUCAACUAUUUAGAAGGUAUUCAAUAUCUUUGCCAUGGCUAACCAGAAUCAAAAUAGCCCUUGGUGCUGCAAAAGGACUAGCCUUUCUUCAUGGGGAGGAAAAGCCCGUGAUUUAUCGCGACUUCAAAACUUCAAAUAUACUAUUGGCAUCGGAUUAUACGGCUAAACUAUCGGAUUUUGGUUUAGCAAAAGAUGGUCCAGAAGGAGACGAGACACAUGUCAGUACACGUGUAAUGGGAACGCAUGGAUAUGCUGCCCCAGAGUACAUCAUGACGGGUCAUUUAACAACCAUGAGUGAUGUCUAUAGUUUUGGGGUGGUUUUACUAGAGUUACUGACAGGAAGAAGAUCCAUGGACAAAAAACGCCCAAGCAGAGAGCAAUGUCUAGUGGAGUGGGCUAGACCACUUUUGAAAGAUCCAAACAACCUUGACCGGAUUAUGGACCCUAAACUAGACGGUCAGUAUCCAAUUUUAGGGGCUACAAGAGCAGCGACUUUGGCUAGCCGCUGCCUGAGCCACCACCCAAAAUGCAGACCCCCGAUGAACGAAGUGGUCAAGAUUUUGGAACAUAUACUAGAACUAGAUGAUUUCCCAGUUGGUUCCUUCGUGUAUAUUGCUCCUAAAGAAGGGGAAAAGGUAAAUGUAAAAAGUGAAGAAACGAUUGAUCGUAAAGAGAAACAAAAAGAUAAUAGUGAUAUGAGUAGUGGCGAUGAUGUAGUGGUGGAGGUGGUGGUUGAAAAGAAAGAAAACAGCCAAAAUAGCCGCCCGCGAGAACUUGAAAGGAAAGGUCACAGGCACAAACAUAGGAUUAGAUCGAUGAGGUCUCGAGCUGUAUAUUCAGAUACAGCUCUGUAUAAAAACUUCAAGAAGGGUACCAAUUCUCCACUGUUGCCCCAACCCAAACAAAAAGGGGAUGUGAAUUUGUUCAAAUGUUGAUUUUACUUGGGGUAAUUUUUUAAGAUUUAGUUUGUUUUUAUACCUUCUGAAAAGAAGUAAAGAGAGUUUUUUUAGUUUGUAUUUGGUACCUAGAUCUACUGGUAUAUGUAUCAAUUCAUCUUCGAAGGAAGAUUAAUAAUAAUUAUCAAACAA
Molecule: messenger RNA, 1896 nt
Organism: Erigeron canadensis
Lineage: Eukaryota; Viridiplantae; Streptophyta; Magnoliopsida; Asterales; Asteraceae
Product: serine/threonine-protein kinase RIPK-like
Exons: 4
Coding region: 307-1743 (478 amino acids)
Biological process (GO): protein phosphorylation
Molecular function (GO): protein kinase activity; ATP binding
Source: RefSeq, a predicted model, not a curated record